Molecule: messenger RNA, 1206 nt
Organism: Amaranthus tricolor (Joseph's coat)
Lineage: Eukaryota; Viridiplantae; Streptophyta; Magnoliopsida; Caryophyllales; Amaranthaceae
Product: fatty acid desaturase 4, chloroplastic-like
Exons: 1
Coding region: 143-1051 (302 amino acids)
Source: RefSeq, a predicted model, not a curated record
ACCACACAUUACGUUCCUUCAUUCAUUGUCUCACAACCACAUUUGAAAACUUCUUGUGUUACUUUCUUAAAAAAUACUCAAUUAUAUUACAAUUUAAAGAACAAAAAUUUCAUACAUCAAUCUUUUGGGCAUUCCUCUUCCAAUGUCAAUCCUACCUCAACAAAAUAACCUCUUCAAAUCUUCUUAUGGCCAACAUGCUAUCAAAACCUACCAAAAUAUUACUCACACUCGAAUUCGAAUUGUUUGCACCGCCACAACUCCGGUAAAACCGAACCCUGGUCCAAACCGGGUAGUAUUCAAGCCUGGUCUGGUUCAAGUUAAAAUCGCAAAUGCACCAAGACCAGAUGAUCCAGACUUAAAAUCCACAUGGACUCAUCGAGCUUGGUUAGCUAGUGGGUGCACUACUAUGUUAGCAGCUCUAGCCAAAGCCAUCGUCGCUUCAGCUGGCUCCCAUAUUUGGGCGGAGCCAAUCUUAGCUGCGCUAACCGGGUAUGUCUUGGCAGAUCUUGGAUCUGGUGUUUAUCAUUGGGGGAUUGACAACUAUGGAGAUGCCACAACCCCACUAUUUGGUGGCCAAAUUGAGGCAUUCCAAGGGCACCACAAAUGGCCUUGGACAAUUACUAAACGCCAAUUCGCCAACAACCUUCAUGCAUUAGCUCGAGUCAUAACCUUCACAGUCUUACCCAUUAACCUCGUUCUAAACGACCCAACUCUAAUGGCAUUUGUUGGAUCAUUUUCAGGUUGUAUCAUGUUUAGCCAACAAUUUCAUGCAUGGUCCCACUCAACAAAGAGUAAGUUACCCCCAAUUGUAGUGGCAUUACAAGAUUUAGGAGUGUUAGUGUCACGUACACAACAUGCUGCACAUCAUCGUUCACCUUAUAAUAGUAAUUAUUGUAUAGUAAGUGGAAUUUGGAACAAGUUUUUAGAUGAAAAUAAGGUUUUUGAGGUGCUUGAAAUGGUGUUAUUCUUUCAGUUAGGGGUAAGGCCUAGGUCAUGGACUGAACCUGGCUUGGAAUGGGUUGAGGACACUUCUAAUACAUUGUCCUCUUAAUUUUUUUUUUAUUUUUUAAAAUUUGUAUAACAAUUCAUAUAAUGAUGUAUUUAUUGUCCAUUUUAAUUGUUUAUUGAUAUUGAUAAUUGAAUAAUUUAUUAUAGGGGCAAUGCCAAUGUUUUUGUUAGGGACCUUAGGGUUCAUCACAUACAAAU